UAGCGACGCAUUUCAAUCGACAAAGUAGUAGAAAAAGUGAUUACGUGGAUCGGUAUAUUUGAUUUAAUCAAAAUAAUACUAUUGUUUUUGUCGUAAACAUGAAGUUAACUCCGUGUGAAGUGAUCACGUUAACGAUCGCAUUUGUCUACCUUGCCACGCCCACUUUGGGGUACUCAAAUAACUCACAAGAAUUGGAGACUCCAACGACUCCAUCGCCACUCACAAACAACAGUUGCAUAUUAUCAACAGGAUCACUUGGCGAGUGUGUUGAUGUCAGAAAAUGUCCGACCAUACUGAAUGAGUUGAAAAUGAAAAAGACCGAUCCGGAAUUUGUCAGAUAUGUGAGAGAUUCGAAUUUGAUUUGCGGACAACUUGGUCACAAUGUCUGUUGUCCCAAAGAGGACACUUUAGUGGAUCCACUUCCACGUCGCUUGCCCACCCAGGAAGAGAAAUGUGGUAAGCAAAAGAAGUUCAGUUUCAAGAAGAUAAUUGGAGGCAGUCCUGCCAAGAAAGGUGCCUGGCCAUGGAUUGCGCUACUUGCCUACGAUUACGGUUUUUCACACGCCUUCAAGUGCGGUGGCACUUUGAUAACAUCAAGACACGUUUUGACAGCAGCUCAUUGUAUACUUGAUGAAUUGACCUUUGUGCGCUUAGGCGAGCACGAUCUCUCCACGGAUACGGAGACUCGACAUGUGGACAUCAAUGUUGUCAAGAAAGUAAAACAUCCACAUUUCAAUAGGCGCAACGGUCGCAGUGAUUUAGCGAUCUUGUAUUUGGAACGCAACGUGGAAUUUACGGACUUAAUUGUUCCCAUUUGCUUGCCUAACUCUCCUCAAUUACUUGCAAAAUCCUAUGUGGAUGCUAAUCCCUUUGUCAUUGGCUGGGGCAAGACUCAGGAAGGAGGUCAAUCUGCCAAUAUUUUAAAUGAGCUGCAAGUGCCCGUUUGGGAAAAUGACGUCUGCCGAGAAAGUUAUGCCAAACUGAAUCGUAGUUUUACUGAGGAUCAGUUUGAUAGCGCCAUUCUCUGUGCGGGAGAUCUGCAAGGUGGCAAGGAUUCCUGUCAAGGGGACUCUGGUGGUCCGCUAAUGUCCCCUGAAUUUGGUAAAAAUGGUGUCAGAUACUUUCUCAUCGGAGUUGUGGCUUAUGGUUAUGGUUGUGCUAGACCAAAUGCUCCCGGUGUGUAUACGAGCACACAACACUUUAUGGACUGGAUAAUCGAGAAGGUGCACGAGACGCCUAUUUGUAAAGCGAAUGAGAAUAUAUUCAAAAUGAAGUGCAUGUCAUGUGUGAUCUUUAUGAUGAUCAAUUUUAUCAGUCUUGGCAUGUCAAUUUUGGGGCGGUCCAAUAGCUUGCGAACAACAAUGACAACUUCAACCACAAGAUCACCAAAAUCGAAAAAUGAGACCCACGUUGAAAGCUGUUUUAUAUCUCCCGGUGAGCUUGGAGAAUGUGUUGAUGUCAGAAGCUGUCCGCCCAUAGUAGAUGAGCUAAAGAUUAAACUUGUCGAACCCGGCUUUGCUAGAUAUGUGAAAGCUUCGAAUUUCAUCUGUGGCAAGGUUGGAAAAAAGGUCUGCUGUCCCAUUGUGAGGCGUCGUUUGCCCACCGAGGAAGAAGGAUGCGGUCAACCGAACAUUUUAAGCUUCAGGAAGAUCAUCGACGGUAAUGUGGCUGAAAAGGGCGCCUGGCCAUGGAUUGCACUGUUGGGCUACAACGAUGGCACCUCUUCGCCUUUCAAGUGUGGUGGCACCUUGAUCACCGAUCGGCACAUUGUGACUGCUGCACAUUGUAUACGAGAUGAGCUCGCCUUUGUGCGUCUGGGCGAACACGAUCUGAGCACGGAUGCGGAGACUCAUCAUAUUGAUAUUAAAGUGAUCAAGUCAGAGUGCCAUCCGGAGUAUAAUCCUCGCAAUAGUCGCAGCGAUAUAGCGAUCAUUCAUUUGGAACGCAACAUCGAGUUUACGGACCUAAUCAUGCCCAUUUGCAUGCCUAAUUCUCCCAGCUUGCGUGUCAAGUCCUAUGUGGGUGAAUCUUCAUUUGUCAUUGGCUGGGGUAAAACUCAGGAAGGUGGCAAAACGGCAGCGGUGUUGAAUCAGCUAAAGAUACCGAUCGUGGAUAACGAAGUGUGUCGCAAUUGUUACGACAAGUUGGAUCGUUACUUUACUGUGGAUCAAUUCGAUAAGGCUGUUCUCUGUGCUGGUUAUCUUCGAGGUGGCUACGACACCUGCCAAGGCGACUCCGGUGGUCCGUUAAUGAGCGCCGAAGAUUUUCGAGGAAGCAAAAGAUUCUAUCUCAUUGGGGUCGUGUCUUACGGCUUUGGUUGCGGAAGAUCAAAUGCCCCCGGAGUGUAUUCAAGCACACAGUACUGCAUGGACUGGAUAAUUAAAAAGCUGGAGGAAAGGCCUUGAGCUAGAAUUUUAGUA
Drosophila albomicans is the source of this 2420-nucleotide messenger RNA. RefSeq lists its product as uncharacterized. Gene Ontology annotation, molecular function: serine-type endopeptidase activity. The transcript has 10 exons. Bases 99 to 2405 code for a protein of 768 amino acids. NCBI's taxonomy places the organism in Eukaryota, Metazoa, Arthropoda, Insecta, Diptera, Drosophilidae. The record is from RefSeq and is a predicted model, not a curated record. Gene Ontology annotation, biological process: proteolysis.